AUGGCGGAUACAAACCAACAGGUCCAUGCACUCGCCGUUGAACGGACGAAAGCACUAAGCGUUGACCAACAACCCGCUAUCGAGGCUCACCCGCUUGCCGGCACCGCACUCUAUACUGGGUGGCGGGAAUCACUCCUCAGCGCGCGCGACUACCAGCUGGCCACGUCGAGAGCGAACGACGAUCUCUCACGUCGGCUAGAACAAGUACGGCAGGAGAUUCACUUCAAAGAUCAGGCUAUCGCGGAACUACGACGGAAGAUCCCUCCGAGUCGUUUGGAUCAACGUAUCCUGGAACGCAAGGAAGAGCCAAGCGUCGCUAGGUUGACCGUGACGACCUUCGAGAGAGAGAACGAGCUCAUGAGGCGCAAGCUGCCUACCCUUGACGGACGUCAGGCGUCCGGUCUCGAAAGCGGUAGGUCCUCAUCGCAGACGCUCUCUAGGCUCCCGAACACGAUCGAAGUUCAGGUUUUAUUGCAGGCCGACUUGGACGACCGUCGGAAUCGCGACUCCUCCUGGGUCGCGGAUUCAAGCAUGCUGCUUGACCAAGUUCGGGAACUGAGUGCUGCUGAGCAUCUCGCUGCUGGUCGUCGGAUGAGCGAGGUACACCGGGCUUCUCAGGGAUUGGAGGCGAGCCAAGAUGUUGCGCGGAGGUUCCACGCCGAACUGGACAGAAAUUGUGAACUGGAAGGUAUCAUCACCGCUUUGAAGGACAGAGAGGCGAUCCUGAAUCAGGCUAUAGAGGCCUUGCGAGCUGAGAACGUGAGCGCCGAGAGGCAGUUGGCUGAAGCACGGGUGCGUUAUGAGGACCUACAAGCCGAGAACCAACGACUAGAAGAGGACACGUUGGCGGUCAAACAUCACAUCAUGGCAGAUUUGCAGUGGGCAAGACAGCAAAAGGAGGAUAUAGAGGCCCAUCAGAAGUGCCUUGAAGAGUACCACGAACAACAGAUCGGAUCCUUGCGCAUCGAGAUGCAAGAAAUCGCAAAGGAGCUUGAACGCGUGCAGGGCCUGAGCGCGUCACGGCGAAAGGGAGUGGUUACUGCGACGGAGGGUCAACGCGGCGGCGAUGAGGAGAGAAAUCUGCGCCCUGAAGCAAGUGAAUCCCAUGAGAUUGACGUCGACCUGGCAUACGAGCCAGCUCGCAUCAGCUCUAGCCGUCUCAGCAACUUCAACGAGAAACAUGACGCGACGGUAGACAUGGUGCAUGAGUGCAACAAUGGGUUCAGGACCAGUGAGGUUCAUGACCUGGAGCACUGUUCGGGACUAACGGCAAAGAGCAAGGGCAGAAACAGCGGCGGUCGCACGGUCGCAACUGGUACGCCAGGCAGACGGGUCGCGGCGGGUCUCAACAUGCCCAAUCAAAAGCUCCGAGGGGUCGAUGUCGCUGACCAUUUGACCGCCCUGGAUCAGUUCAAGCUGGGCUCGCCCCUACAAACACCGUCUCCGCGCAAACGCGGGCCCCGCUCGGCGAAGGGGACGCAUGACGGACAGCACACGCCGCGCUCACGGCAUAGCCCGUACUCGAGAGAAGCGCGUCCUUCUAGAUACGGCCGCGUUGGCGAUAUGGGGGAGGACUGUGACGCCGAUGACGAAGAGGUACCCCGGCGCAAUAGGGAGAGACCCAGGUCGCAUCCUACUCGGAGCAGACCAUUGCGCCGUGCCAAGUUCGAGGACGUCAACGACAUGGACGACGACUACGACUACGACUACGACGACUACAACGACUACGACGACGACGGCAACGACGUAGAGCCAAAGACGCCCGUUUCGCGCAUCGCUCGCAGGUUCCUCCAGGAAAAGAUUGCUCCUGGUGCGCUGUACGCCCCGCAGACCAUGAAGAAGAACUUCAACAAUCUUGUACUCGGCCUGAUCCUACGAGGGAUGGGCAUACAAUUGGUGUAUCAUGUUGUCGCGCUGGAGCCCGUCAGUGACGAGGAGCUUGACGCAUUCCGACGAAAUCCUAGGUCGCACGGGCCGGACCUGGAAGACCUGAGGCUCGAUACCAACGGCCUUGCGACCACUGAUGAGCUGUCUGGGUCAGCAUGGAACCAGCGCGUGGCGAAGUUGCUUUGCGGGAAAGUCAAGGAAAUAACUGACCGGGAUGGCGGUGAUGGGCGCUUCGGAGUCGUUGACGCCGACAGGAUCAAGCGUGGUGUUGAUACCCGCCUCGGUCGCAUGUACAGGUUGAUCGCGUCUGUAGUGCCUCAGGCAGGCGAAGACGUGGUCGACGCGAUAGCGAGGUUCAGGGAGGCGCACCAAGCUUACAAUGAUCAGCGUCGAGUCACAACGAGCAGGCAGACGAAAGCCCUAGCUCGUCUGCGGUACGCAGGCGUCCUGCGCACCGCAUGUAGGGUUAGCAACAAGCCGGAGGCGCUCGCGUACUGGUCCUAUGUCAUGAGGGCGGUGGAAGCACUGGGCUUUGAGGGGAUGUCCGACGAGGAGACCGACUACGAAGAGAUAGAGCACGACAGCGGCGUCGUCACCAAGAGGCGAUACCACAAGGUCCUGAAUCCCGUCUGGCGCCGCCCCGAGCUCAGGGAUCUGUUCGCGAAGGUGGAUGAGGCUCCAGCUCUGGCGCGGAUGUAUUUUGAUAAGCGGGCGGGAGCGAAGACGCCGAGGGUGCGAGUUGACGAGGCGAGCGGGCAGGCGCCUCCGAAGCGCAUUCCGAAAGCGUUAUAUGACCCGGUUUGGCUCGAAGCUCAGGGCGAACUUGUCGAACUGAUGCUGGAACUGACCGACGAUCCCUUCGAGAUCUUCCAGGCUGAUGCUUGGGCGGAAGAGUCUCACAUGCGGUACCCAUCCGCUUUGAACACAGCGCUGAGCAAAUGCCGGUGGAGCAAACCGGAGGAGAAGGAAGGCGCUCAGUCGAACAAUGGGGAUCGGACGGGACUAACCGGGCAUCUUCAGGGCACCAUCGAAAGCUCGUAUGACCUUGCUGUGCUUCCGAACCGCAUCUGGCGGAUGGUGGACUGUUGCCUCCUAGAAUCGGAACCGGGGGUCGUGCUGGUCGGGGUGUCGCCUUGGACACAUUCUCCCUCUCCACAAGUCAAUUGUCGGACCGCAGUACAGGAUCGUCGUCCUCAGCUGGGCAAGCUGGAGAAUGCGAAGGACCUGGAGGAAGCCGGGCGCGCGGGGCUCAGCUUACGACCAAUUAGCUUGAACGACUCCAUCGAGGACAGGCGGCAGGGACAGGAGCAGGUACACCCUCAUCUCGUGGAGACGAGCCAACGCACGGAGGAGCUCGCGAAGAGCAUCUUUGUGGAGAAGAGCGAUACCACCUUCGGCGAUGAGAGGGACGAGGACGAGAAGCCCUGGGAACUCAAGGAACCCGUCGGGUUGCUGGCCGACUACCUCUGCGGCGAGGAUGUCUUUGGUGAUGCCCCUGCACCGUCAUUGCGGACAACAUCAGCUACACUGCGCUCCAUGAGCACCCAUGCAAAGGACAAGGACCCCUCGAGACUCGGGCCUCGCUCCUCCCUCAUCAAGGAGCUCCUCCACCGUGUCGAGGCUUUCGGCGCUUGGCCCGACCACGAGGAGGAAGAACUCCACCUCCAGCCUCAUCCACAGCGCGCUCGUUCUCUCCGAGACGAAUACAUCGAGGUCCUGACCCCACGAUUUAUAGGCGGGAUUCCUCAUGACAAGGUGCCGGUACAUCCGCCUUUGUGGUCGAAUAGCACGGUCUCCUUUCCGUGCCAUGAGAUACAGAGCUAUGAGCACACCUCGGCACAUCAGCACACUUUCGGACACACAGCGACUGCCCAAAGGCUUCAGGCUGCUCGUGCCCGGCAACGAGGGGGCGAUCUCCUCUCCCCUUUGUCCUCCGCGCCGAUUUGCUCUUAUACUCGAACACUCGUCGACCGCUGGUCCCUCAUCUCGCCCUUCCUCAUGUCUCAUCGCGUCCUUGCAAUCUCCGAAAUCGGCCUUCUCGUAUGCGAGGCCCUCGACCGUCGUAGUCUGGGACGCCUCGCCCGCGUCUCGCGCUUCUGGAGAACGGUUGCAGAAGACGUUCUCUGGAGGGAUCGUUUGACAGGCAUGCAGCCGCUGCUCGCGUCGAUGCCGAUGGGCGCUUAUCAGUGGGAUCUCUCACGCACGAUGUGGAACGGCCGUGUGAUGACCGGGAUGGAUAUCUACUUUCACUUGAGCCCGGAUGAGCUGCGGGAUGUACUCGAGCGUUCGAAAUUCGUUCGCCACAUCAAUUUCGACUACCGGAACUGCGUCGUCGACUUGGUCAUCUUUAUGAAGCUAUCUCGUCUCGCAGGAUCUCUCAGCACUCUCUUUCCCGCCUUGCGCAGCAUUUCGAUCACAAUGCCGAAGCGCUAUAUAAUGAACUUUACUCCUCGUCGUCCGCCAGUCCUGGCGAGGCUUGGCGUAGGGACCGUGUCCCUGAGCCUGCACGUGCGCCGCCUUCUCGUUGCCUUUUCGCAGGUGCCCAAUGUCUUCGUUGGUUCUGGUCCCGCCCAUCCUUCUGUGAUAUCACCCCAUAAUACCUCUGCCGCGACCUAUCCUAACGUCUUGCACUUCCACGAAGUCCCUGUCGACACCUUGCUGCAUAUCAUGUGUCCAGGGUCUCCCCGGAACCUUCGGCAACUACGCGUCGACUGGCCGUUGAGGGUCACCCAGAAAGGGUUCCGCGACCUCAUCGAUGCUAUCUCAGAUGUAUGCUCCUCUUUGUCGCACCUGGAGAUACGUAUCGACAACGUUGUCUCUGAGGACGGCAAACAGAGGAAGGAAGGAGGCCGAAUGUACAUCACACCGGGUCUCUUCCUAAGACUUUCACCCCUUCGCGAGCUCACGCAUUUGGACAUUGAGGGUGCCCUGCGAUCCCAUAUGUCUGACGCUGACUGGGUGAUCGCCGUCCGGCCGUGGCCUCUACUGGAACGACUGCAUGUCGUACCCCGGACCCUACGGCCACAUACGAUCCACAGCACGCUAGCUCGCGUUCCCAGGUGCACCAUGCAGGCCGUGCUGGAUAUCGUAGCUGCCUGUCCACGCUUGACGGCUCUUGGCCUUCCCGGCAUCGACUGUGCGACCCUGCCAUCAUGCGAGUGGACGCAGAGCGCGCAGAUGGUCCACAGGCCCCAGUCGCUCUAUCCGCUAAGGUCACUCUGCGUGUCUGAUAGUCCCGUCAACGACCCCGGCGCUCUGGGUCUAUUCCUUUCUCAGGCGUUCCCCGGUUUAGCCCGUCUAUCUUACGGCGAGUGCGCCUGCCAUCAUGCGCAGGCCGCGCAAUCAGAAGCUGGCAAGCAGGCCAUCACUGUCGUGGAACCUGGGAGUGGAGGGAAUGUGGACCGUUGGGAUCAAGUACGACGUAUCAUGCAUGCACUGUGA
Messenger RNA from Schizophyllum commune H4-8, 5328 nucleotides. RefSeq lists its product as uncharacterized. Bases 1 to 5328 code for a protein of 1775 amino acids. NCBI's taxonomy places the organism in Eukaryota, Fungi, Basidiomycota, Agaricomycetes, Agaricales, Schizophyllaceae. Gene Ontology annotation, molecular function: protein binding. The record is from RefSeq and is a predicted model, not a curated record. The transcript has 25 exons.